Messenger RNA from Phytophthora sojae, 1047 nucleotides. RefSeq lists its product as hypothetical. Lineage: Eukaryota; Oomycota; Peronosporomycetes; Peronosporales; Peronosporaceae. The transcript has a single exon. The record is from RefSeq and is a predicted model, not a curated record. Bases 1 to 1047 code for a protein of 348 amino acids.
AUGGUGAACGUCAACUCCUGGAACGAAACAGAGCUGGACGUCCUCGUUCAAGCGUGGAGCGAGGUGGAGGCCAAAUAUCCAUUGAUGCGUGGCUCCCGUAAUGCUCACACGCUGCACGCGAAGUUGUACGCGUUGUUCUCGAAGCGGAGCAAGUUUACUCGGACGCCGACGGCACUGGAGCGUGUCAAGUAUCGCCUCCGCAAUUUCGCGUUGUUCGUGAAAAAGUUUGACGAGGGCCGUCGGAAAGAUGGAGGAAGGCUCUGGUUUGACCUCAGCGUUGACGAGCGAGAGCAGCGCAGGAAGAUGCUGCCCUCGAAAAUCCGCGGAUUGACGUCGAGCGUCAGUCGAAAGGCGUUCGCCACACUGCUGACGAUGGAGCGAGCUCAGAGGUGGUUGGAGACCGCCCCUACCGACAGCGAGCAACACGAAGGCGCCCAAGACACUGAAAUGAGCACAAGCUUUCUCUCCUCGCUGCCGUCAUCGCCUCACCUUGGGCCACCGACUGCAACGCCAAAGGACCAAGACGCUGAAGAAGAUGAGUUUUCGUCUCUGUUCGAGUCUACCAGCCCAAGUACUGGACUGCGUGAUAGAGGGCUGGAAGAGGGUGAAACACCCAGCGAAGGCAGCUCGAGCAGCCCGAUGUCGACUUUGGACGAAGAUGAAUCAUCUUUUAAGUACACCAUUGGCAAGACUUGGGCGUCGACGGUGGUGAACGGCAAGCGCGAUCAAGAACCGCAACGCACUCUCAAGCACCGGGAGUGCAACGUCCUCCUCGAAAACAUGGUCAAGCUGCAAAACAACAAAAUGCGUCGAGCAGUGAAGAAGUUGCGAGCGGACAUUGAAGGCGAAAUCCAGCGCAGCUCCGAGAUGUUGCGCUCUAUCAGCAGCAACCAGCCUGACGAGGAGGAAAGCGAGGAUGCCCCCUUCGUGUCUAAAGUGCUGGAUAUGCAACUGCAGCAAGUGCAGGACCGCUUUGACCAGUUCGAGGAGAAACAAAACAGCGAAGAAGCUGCCAACCGCACGCUGCUCAGCCGAGGCUUUCAAUGA